Molecule: messenger RNA, 549 nt
Organism: Angiostrongylus costaricensis
Lineage: Eukaryota; Metazoa; Nematoda; Chromadorea; Rhabditida; Metastrongylidae
Source: the annotation of a GenBank genome assembly
AUGGAAUUCUUUCAAGCUUGUCUGGUUUCAGUGGUGAAUGCACAACGCUCUCCAACGGAAACGCAAGACGGCGAUGCCAGUGUGGCGUUGGUCAUCAACGGCGACUCGCUCGCCUUCGCGCUCGACGAGCGGCUCGAGCGAAUUUUCCUUGAAGUCGCCACCAUGUGUGCGGCGGUUAUCUGCUGUAGAGUGACGCCACUUCAAAAGGCUCAAGUGGUCGAUCUGGUGAAGAGGAACAAAAAAGCCGUAACGCUGUCUAUCGGUCAUGAAGGAAUGCAAGCUGUUCUAGCUUCAGACUAUUCGGUUGGACAGUUCAAAUAUCUGGAACGGCUUUUGUUAGUACACGGGAGAUGGUCGUAUUUUCGAAUGGCGAAGUUUCUAAGAUAUUUUUUCUACAAAAACUUUGCGUUCACAUUGACAAACUUCUGGUACUCGUUCUUCUGUGGAUACUCAGCAGAAGUAUGUAUUCUUUCCAUCGAUAACACGCUUCACUUAGGAGGUGCACAUUGUUCUUUACGUAGUCAGAACUCGUUCGCAUUGCACUCGUAA